GUUUCUUCCUUACAAGAGAGAAAGAAAAGGGGUUGGAAGAUGAACUUUAAUUUAUUUUCUUCCUUACAAGAGAGAAAGAAGAGGGGUUGGGAGAUGAACUUUAAUUAGGGCAAGUUCUGGUAUCUGUGGGUUUCGUUCUAAUCAGGAGUGGAUUAGGGCUAAUGGUUUUAAAUGCUUUUAUCAUAUUUUGGUUGAUUAAAUGACAUUGCUUAGUGCAUGUUGUCUUUCUUUUGUAUGUGGUUUACCUCAAUGAUACAAUCGAUCAGUAGGGUUGUUUUCAAUUGUGAAUUUGAGGUAGGAAAGAAACUAGGUCUUUGAUGUAAAAGUUGAAUCCUUGUCUACUUCUAGUUGCAAAGAAUUUAGUAUUUUACCCUUGUCUUAAUCCAAAAUGAGCAUUUUGUAGAUUGCGUAGGUAAUUUUUUUUUUUUUUUUGUGUUUUAUGGUAGUGCUUUCACUUGGGAGCUGGGAUAUUGGUUGGAGAUUUUACAUUUGGCAGUAGGAUGAAAGCUAAUCAACGUUACAACUGGCGAUGGAUGAGAACCUAGUUUAUUAAGAAAUUAGCACAUUUAGUUUUUAAUUGGUGAUUGAUGAAUUAUUGUUUUGAAUCUUCUGAAGCAGGAUAAUAAAUGGCUGGUGCAUCCUCGUCGCUGAAGGAAUAUUUGAAAAGAUAUCAAGAUGGGAAUGAGGAAGAGGACAAAAAGAAAAAGAAGAAGAAGAAGAAGGCUAAACAGGUUGAUACUGGUGUAGUUGUUGUUGAUGAAGAUCCCAUAUGGCAAAAACCAGUGAGAAUUGAAGAGGAAGAGGAGAAUGAUUCAGCCGAUGAAGAGAAGCCCCUGGUUGAUGAGGACAUUGAAGUCAAACGAAUGAAGAGAUUGGAGCUACUUAGAGCUAGACGUCCUUUUGGCUCCAUAUCUGAGGAUGGAAGUGGUUGGGUUUCAAUCUCUGAUGCUCCUAAAACAUCAAACUUUAGUGACAAAGUCUUGGAUAUCUCACCACCACGUAGGCGGAGGGCUGACACACCAUCUCCAGAACAUGAUCUGAGGUCAUCUAGCGGACGAGAUGCUGAUCUGUCACCACCUCGUAAAAGAAGAGUUCGGAAUGAUACACCUUCUCCAGAACCCAUGCUAAGGCCUCCUGGCACAGGUGAUGCUGAGUCGUUGCUAGAACGGACACGUACAACUCGAAACGAUUCACCUUCACCAGAACCUGAUUGGAGAUCAAGAGCAACAGGUGCAGAUUUCUCACCUCCUCGGCAAAGACAGAAACAUUACCUAAAAGAAAAGGAUGAAAGGGAUAUUUCUCCUCCUCGUAGGAGAAAGGCUUCAUAUGAUACUUCAUCAUCAAAAUCAGGGUUUGGACCUUCGGAGUCUCGUAGAGAAGUUGUGAAUCUUUCACCCCCACGACGGCAAAGGGUACGCCAUCUGUCUCCAUCGCCAUUGACUAGGGAAGAAACAUCAAGCCCUGGAGAUCCAGAUUCUGACCUCUCUCCUCCCCGUCGCUUUCAUCAAGAUCAUUUGCAUACCUCUCCAGUGGCAGAUCUUUCACCUCCAAGGAAAGGUAGGAAGGAUAGAUAUGUAUCAAGUGAUCUCUCUGCUCGACAGGCCACUCAGCACUUGAAUGAGAAUGAUGCUGUACAAGCAUCCUCUGCUUUAGACCUUUCUCCUCCAAGAAAAAGGAAGGAGAAAUCUCCAACUUCAAAGCAGCAGGUGAAAACUGGUCUAGUUACUGGGCAAGACCUCAAAGAAGAAAUCGCUAGAAAGAAGAAAGAAGAUAUGUUGAGGUUUAAAGAAAUGGAUCCUUCUAUAAGUGGUCGUGGUGCUGAACCUGUCUAUCGUGAUAAAGUAACAGGUAAGAGAAUGUCAAAAGAUGAGUUCUUAAAAUCGCAAAAGAAGGAAGAGAAGCCCAAGGAAGUCAAAUUGGAAUGGGGUAAAGGAUUGGCACAGAAACGAGAAGCUGAAGCAAGACUGCAGGAAUUAGAGAGCGAGAAAGACAAACCAUUUGCAAGAAGAAGAGAUGACCCUGAACUUGACAGAAUGCUCAAGGAAAGAGUCAGAUGGGGUGAUCCUAUGGCACACUUGGUCAAGAAAAAGCAGUUUGGGCCAGUUAUGGAAGAUUUAGGUGAUGAUGAGAAGAUGAAAGAAUCAGGUUUCAUCAUUCCUCAGGAAAUCCCCAGUCACAGCUGGCUAAGAAGAGGAUUAGAUGCUGCACCAAACCGUUAUGGUAUUAAACCAGGGAGACACUGGGAUGGCGUUGAUCGCAGCAGUGGUUUUGAGAAGCAAAUGUUUAAGAGAAUGAAUGAGAAACAAGCUACAGAGAGGGAGGCCUACUUGUGGUCUGUGUCUGAUAUGUGAGGACUAAUAAUAUCAGCAUCAUGUGAUACUGAUGGUUGAAACUGUAGAACAGAUGCGGAUAAGGGAUUUACCAGGAGCAUUGGAUGGUAAAUCAACACAGGAAAAAGUUGGUUUCUUCUUUUCUCCAACAAGUUUAUCCUAGAUGUGAGAUAGAGGUAUAUUUCAUUCGAAGAAAUUGAAAGGAAUGCUUGGAAGCAGUUGCCCGUUUGGAAUUUUUGCUGUUUCUUUUUUUCAGAUUUUGAUUUUUUACUAGCUUAUUGAUGUGGAGCAUCUGGCCAAAAAAAAAAAAUUAUAAUUUGCUACAAGCUGAAAAGUAUCUCUCUACGUUCGAUGAUUCUUGGCAAAUAGUACGUCUUACCAAGAUGAAGUUAGUUGGUUUGCUGGUCCCCAGAUAGAUGGAUUUUUGAAAGUGUAAAUCUAUGAGACCAUUUUGCUUCACGUGGAUUUAAUUCGAGGACAUUUGUAUUGUCCAGUAUUGCAUUUUGAAUCUGAUUUGUAGUUGACUGCACAGUCCAUGAGAUCUUUACUUGUGAAUUCUGUCUUCACCCUUUUGAGAAAAAUGGAAUACUUCUCAAAUUCUGUCUUCACC
Coffea arabica (coffee) is the source of this 2940-nucleotide messenger RNA. The record is from RefSeq and is a predicted model, not a curated record. NCBI's taxonomy places the organism in Eukaryota, Viridiplantae, Streptophyta, Magnoliopsida, Gentianales, Rubiaceae.